AUGAGUGAUAAAAGUGGUCACUACGGCCAGACCCGAAAGCAUAUGGACAUAUGCAAUAUAUCAUUCGACUAUUUAUUGAAUACAGAUUUAAUUUGUUUCACGGAAACGCCCAACGCUUUUGUCAAAACACAAGACAACAGUUAUUACCUAUUUUUCAAUCAAUACUUUUGGCAAAUGGUGUUCAACGACACGACCGACGAGUUUACUGUCCAGACACCGGAGGCUUCACUGGUUAGCCAAUACUGGCCACAACUGCCCAAUGAUGUGGACAUUGGGUUUACCGUCGAGGAGUCGGUUUACGGCAAUGCAAUCGCUGGCCACACCUUCUUCAUCAAAAACGAGACCUAUUAUCAGUACCGUAAUCGUCGGUUUGUGGGCACCGGUAGUAUCGAGUACUGGACAACCGGCAAAUCGGCCCACGAGUGGCGAUACGUCGCCACCACUAAGGACUCGGCGCUCGUAUUGAUCAACACUAGACUGGCGUUGAAUAUCAAGUCCAGCGGCAAGACUUACUAUUUUGACGAUCCAGAUUAUCCAGAAUCGUUGGACUCAUAUCACGGUCUCCGGUCAAACAUACCGUGGAAUCACUUGCGGUCACUCUUCCCGAUCGCCAACACAACCAAAUACAUGGCUUUACUCGCGGUUCACGGAAACGGAUUUUACUGUAUUUUGCAUAACUAUGAGAGUGAGUGCAAUUAUAAGCCGAUUCAUCAGAUGUUUAACUGUUCGUCCCAUAUAUUGCUUGUGAAACAAAACGAUUGGAUUUAUUGGUUGUGGCGGACGACUAGGUUGAAUACUCAUGAAAUGCUCAUGGUCAUUUCUGGUUGUAAUCAAACAUUGACGAGUGACCAUGAUAGGAUAACAUUUGUAGACAACGACCCGGUUGACCAAGAAUGCUACUGGGGCAUUCAAGUGACACCUGGAAUGGUCAUAGCGCUAACCAUCGAGCGUGGCCCCAGAGAUUUAGUUACUUCUUUGUUUACCUCGUCCUAUCGCGCUAUAGAUAUUAAAUAUUCUACUUUCAAAGCUAAUUGUAACGAAACGUUCACCGAUAGCAAGGGUUGUGGUCAGUUGUAUAUAGAAAAUCAGGGUUAUAUUCAUAGCCCCGGGUAUCCCCUUUCAUACCCUAAUAGUAUACUAUGCGAGUGGACAGUACGGGUGCCGCGAAAUCAUACAAUUAUUGUGCAAUUCAUUGACUUUCGCACCGAAGAGAGUGAUUAUCUGACAAUUAUAUCCAAUUCAGAGACCCAUAGAUAUAGUGGUCUUAAAAAGCCAUCAAAUCUCCUGACAUCUGGAAAUACAAUGAGUUUGUUAUUCAAAACGGACGGCACUAUCGUUGAGAGAGGCUUUAAAAUUGCCUACAAAGCCGUACCACUCGAUACGGGCUUGACAUUUGUGAUAUCCGCUGAUAAUGCCUUAUUGAUGGCUCACUCGAGUAGCACUAAAUUACUCGCUAUGAAUGGGGACCGGAUGUCAGGCCUAAUGGAUUACGAUUCAACUGGCAAUCGGUUUGUGUGGUUUGAUCACAAGAAACGGACAUUUAUUUUACAAUCAUUUAAUGAAAAACAUGACAUUCCUAUCGGCGAUGGAGAGCCUAACAGUUUGGCCGUCGAUUGGAUCCAUGACUUACUGUAUUGGUUGGACACACAAAGUCCUAGAGAUCUGGUGCUAAACAUAGUGACCGGUGCUCUGGUUUGGUCUAACGUUGGCUUUGAGGCCAAUAUAAUGCAACUAAAUUUAGAUACCGAUCAGCCACUAGUGCUGUACUCUUCGGGCCGACACGCCAUGCAUUUGACAGUAGAUUACGGAUCAAAACAAUACUAUUUCAUCGAUAGGACCGACCAUUCGCUGUAUUCCAUAGACUUUUGGGGCAAAAACGAGACGUUUAUUGUGAAAUCCGUGACACUCUUUGACCCAAUCGUAUCCAGUCUUCAAGUCUUUGGCAAUGAUCUGUAUUUUAAUCACGAGUUUUUUCUCUAUCGGAUACCGGAAAUACAGUUGGGUAUAGAGAGGGCACAUGUAGUUUACAAAAUACACAGAGUUGCCGCUUUAUUUGAUGACGAUUUAUUUUUUAUGACCAACACUAUUGACAUCAAUCGGCGCGAGUUUAACACGUUUAAAAUUGUCAACCAAUCGCAUCAGCCCAGCGUAGGGUUGGCCGCAAAUCCGUGCGAUCAUUCAAAUUGUGCCAAACUAUGUAUACCCCGGACAGUUGCCACCGGACAAUCAUAUAGACUAAAACGAGAUCUCAUGAGAUGUGCCCCAGAAUUGAGAUCAAAUCCAAGAAUGUGUUUGCGAGACAUCGACGACAAUGAAAACUGUAAUUCAUAUCAGAAUCUAUUGGCCAAUGAAAACACAGAAAUUAGUACCAAGUUUUAG
Medioppia subpectinata is the source of this 2379-nucleotide messenger RNA. Lineage: Eukaryota; Metazoa; Arthropoda; Arachnida; Sarcoptiformes; Oppiidae. The record is from the annotation of a GenBank genome assembly.